UACAAGCAGUGGGACAAAGUUGUAUAUAAGGAACACUGUGAAUCCAGCUCAUCAUCACAUUACACUUAGCCUGACUGAGAGAUUCCAGCUGAAUACUACCAGAAACAACCGUCAUCAUGAAAGUUUGGAUUGUAUCCAUGUUGCUCUGCGCUGCCUUUACACUGCAGAUCACAGGGGCAGCUGUGAUUUCACCAAAAGAGGCAGCUGAGAUUCCUCCAGAAAACUUUCCAGAGAUUUCUCCCGGAAACAUUAUAGAGAUUCCUCCAGAGGAGGCUGCUGAGAUUUCUCCAGAAGAGGCUGUUGAGAUUUCUCCAGAAGAGGCUGCAGAGAUUUUUCCAGAAGAGGCUGCUGAGAUUUCUCCAGAAGAGGCUGCAGAGAUUUUUCCAGAAGAGGCUGCUGAGAUUUCUCCAGAAGAGGCUGCUGAGAUUUAUUCAGAGGAGGCUGAGGUUGCUGAGUAUGAGCAGAACCUCCUAAAUGGACCUUUAGAUGAUGAUAUGGUGCAGGAGAGUGACCCACUUGACUCUGUUUUAGGUCGGUCAGUGAUCUGUCCACCUGGCUGGUUUAGACAUGGGGCACGCUGUUUUCUGCUUGUGAAGUCUGGAUAUACAUGGCUUAAUGCUGAGACCCACUGUGUGAAUAACCAGGCUAGUCUGGCAUCUGUGCAAAGCCCCAGCGAGUAUAACUUCCUCCAGAGUUUGCUGACAGUGUCUGGCUACUCAGCCGCUUGGAUUGGUGCCUACAACUUCUUGGGCACAUGGAUGUGGAAGGACAAUACUGGGUUUUACUACACAAACUGGCAGUCGCAGAGCAGUGUGUCCAGCUACCCAUGUGCCUACAUGAGAUCCAGUGGUGGCUGGUCAAACACAAAUUGUGCAAGUGGAUAUGUCUUCUUCUGUGCUAUGAAUCCCUCUACCUGCUGAAGUGCACAGAUCAGAUUAAAACAUUUCUGUAUAAAUUAAAAAUGGCAUUUUGACAUUGACAUCUAGCUAUAAAUACACUGUGAUUAUGUGGAUAUUAGGAAAUGUAUGGUUUUAUAUAUGUAUAUAAUACCGAUUGAUGUUUUGUUUUAAAUGUGAACAUAAGAUUGAGAGUAUUUGAGUAUUUGUGUUUUUCAUUCAUAAAAUAAACGUGUUACCUUGUGUAAUAUA
Astyanax mexicanus (Mexican tetra) is the source of this 1148-nucleotide messenger RNA. Its product is annotated as regenerating islet-derived protein 3-gamma. Gene Ontology annotation, molecular function: signaling receptor activity. The coding region runs from base 117 to 920 and encodes 267 amino acids. The record is from RefSeq and is a predicted model, not a curated record. Lineage: Eukaryota; Metazoa; Chordata; Actinopteri; Characiformes; Acestrorhamphidae. The transcript is spliced from 8 exons.